Molecule: messenger RNA, 1325 nt
Organism: Columba livia (rock pigeon)
Lineage: Eukaryota; Metazoa; Chordata; Aves; Columbiformes; Columbidae
Gene: PLPP5
Product: phospholipid phosphatase 5
Exons: 7
Coding region: 85-876 (263 amino acids)
Biological process (GO): phospholipid dephosphorylation; phospholipid metabolic process
Molecular function (GO): phosphatidate phosphatase activity
Source: RefSeq, a predicted model, not a curated record
AGUGUGAGCGGGGGGGUGACAGUGUGAGCGGGGGGGUGACAGUGUGAGCAGGGGGGUGGCAGCGUGCCGGCGGUGACAGUGACCAUGCGCCGUGCCGGCGGCUGCACGGCGGAGCUGGCGGCGGAGCUGGCGGUUCGGACCCUGCUCGUGGCUGCGCUGCUGGUGAUGGAGGUUCUGCCCCCGUUCCAGCGGCUGAUCCAGCCCGAGGAGAUGUGGCUUUACAGGAACCCGUACGUGGAAGCGGAUCGCGUGCCCACCGUGCCCAUGUUCCUCAUCUCCUUCCUGUCGCCCCUGCUGCUCAUUGUCCUGGCGAGGGUGCUGAUGGGCGCCGGCCGAGAGGACACGCGGGAAGGCUGCCUGGCUGCCAGCCUGGCUCUCGCCCUCAACGGGGUUUUUACCAAUGCCCUGAAGCUCGUUGUGGGGAGGCCGCGCCCGGACUUCUUCUACCGCUGCUUCCCCGACGGCCGAGCCAACGCGGAGCUGGCGUGCACAGGCGACCCCGGCAUGGUGACCGAGGGACGCAAGAGCUUCCCCAGCGGACACGCUUCGUUCGCCUUUGCUGGUCUUGCCUUCUCCGCGUUCUACGUGGCCGGGAAGCUGCGCUGCUUCGCGCCCAGCCGGGGCUGCAGGGCCCUGCGCCUCUGCGCCUUCCUCCUCCCGCUCUUCCUCGCCACCCUCAUCGCCGCGUCCCGCACCUGCGACUACAAACACCACUGGCAAGAUGUGGUGGUUGGCUCAGGGAUCGGCUUGGCGCUCGCCUACCUGUGCUACCGGCAGUAUUACCCUCCCCUGACCGCGGCCACGUGCCACCAGCCGUUCCUGUCCACAUCCCAGCAGGAGAAGCCCACGGCCACCAGCUUUCCCCUGCACAUCUAGUGCUGCGGCCCCUCCUGCUGCUCGGGGCCGUUGUGUGGGCGGGGGCUCAAUGAGGACGACCCCGCGCAGCCGUUCCCCGCUGCACCCGAACGGUGCGGGCGGAGCGAGGGGGCGCUCGGUGUGCGGCCCUGGAGCAACAGCGGGAAGAAUGGGACAGCCCGGUGUGUGCCGCUGGGUGCUCUGGUGUCCGCCAGUCGCCGCCCUUGGACCCAGCUGAGCUGUCCCUCCCAGGGAGCGAACGGCGGCACGAAGCGCAGGACCUGCUCCUGGGCCAGGAUUAAGUCCAUCUUUUCAAUCAGUGAUGAGCUAAUUUGGAGUAACAGGCGGGAGGUUGCAGCCUGUAACCACGGAUUAAGAGGAAAGAUGAAGGUAACGUGAUUGUAAUUUGUAUUAUUGUGUUAGCUCUGAUUUUUUCUAAUUUGCCAAAUAAAGGAGUUUCACUUUUCUAA